AUGCGGGUUCACUAUCUAUUUAUGAUAAAUCUGGCUAUAGCGGAUUUUAUAACUGGCGUGUAUCUCGCCGUACUUGCUGUGCAAGAUGUUCUUACCGGUGAUGAAUAUUAUAGACAUGCAGUUGGUUGGCAGACAGGAUGGGGGUGCGGAAUAGCAGGAUUUUUAGCAGUGUUCUCAUGCGAGCUGAGCAUCACUUCAAUGUUUUUCAUAGCUUUUGAAAUGGCAUAUAAUACUAGCUGUUUGAUUUUCAGAAAUGCCUUUUACGGCCAACGACUGCAAUUCUCUGCUGCAUUAGGUAUGAUGGCAGGAGGAUGGAUUUUUGCCUUGACUAUGGCCAGUCUUCCUCUGAUAGGAGUCUCAAGCUAUUCUACAGCUAGUAUUUGCCUGCCGUUAAGAUUGCACAACAUUGCUGACCGGGUACACAAAAGCUUAUUUAUUUUUAUU
This is a messenger RNA of Cylicostephanus goldi, 444 nucleotides long. NCBI's taxonomy places the organism in Eukaryota, Metazoa, Nematoda, Chromadorea, Rhabditida, Strongylidae. The record is from the annotation of a GenBank genome assembly.